This is a messenger RNA of Echinostoma caproni, 807 nucleotides long. Lineage: Eukaryota; Metazoa; Platyhelminthes; Trematoda; Plagiorchiida; Echinostomatidae. The record is from the annotation of a GenBank genome assembly.
AUGGGACUAUUUUACGAUUUGAAGCACUGCGGAUUCUAUGUGGCUAUAUUUGACUCGAACAAGUUGUUGAAGUUCAAAGACAGGUCUGCCGAAGCGGAGACAAUUGUGCGGUUUAUCAGGGAAUGUAUUGAUCAGAACCGUUAUCCAAAAACCUUCUGGAAGUAUCUGCGACGUUGUCAUGUUCAACCGACUUCCAGAACUCUGAAACGACAUGCACUGAACCUGAUGGAUUAUGCUUGGAAGGAAAUGAUCGAAACGGACCGCUUGUCGACCCAGUACUCUUUAUGUGCCAACCAACUCCCAGGGGGAUACCAGUCUCCCUUCCAGCACUACGUCUCUACAGGGCGCCUACUCUCAGAUGAGAAGGAAGAUGACCAACUGUACGAAUAUCUGACCAGAGUAAACAACCACGCGGAGGAGAUGGUCAUCACAGGAGAUUUCAACUCUCCGGAGAAAACUAGUGGACCCGACAGUGCUGCCCCUGGUGCAGCACGUCAACCAACCCACUUGAUGGCGGGAGGGCAAAGGCCUAGCAUGUUGGACCCAGUUCUGACCAAGAUGCCGUAUAAUGUGGAACAGCUCGGGAUUUCUGCUCCCCUAAGCUGGGUAUUACCCCAGACUGCCGAAUUUUGCCCUUUUUAUUCCAGAUUCGGUUGGCUUGGGCCUGCCGAAGGCUUGGGGUCUACACUCACAAUGGACAAUUUGGCCCCGGUAAUAGUUAAAGCCAGUCAGGCCGCUGGUGACCGCAACAUGCAGUCGUUGAUAGUUAUUCGUGACGAUUACAACUGUGAUGUUGAUCGUAGCUAA